Molecule: messenger RNA, 1398 nt
Organism: Schistocerca nitens (vagrant locust)
Lineage: Eukaryota; Metazoa; Arthropoda; Insecta; Orthoptera; Acrididae
Exons: 7
Coding region: 1-1398 (465 amino acids)
Source: RefSeq, a predicted model, not a curated record
AUGGCUUUGGAUGUAAUGGGCCCUUCCCUCAGAGACAGUAAGAAAGUGUUGUCUGUAUGUACAAAUCUGAGUAUAUUUGAUCCAGAUAGUAUACAUGCAACGAAGUUUUACUGUCAUCUGCACCAGUUACUGCAGAUUUUUGUGGCAGCACCGAGAUCAAAAAUUGUGUGGAAUUCAGUAUCAGUCUUGCAGCAAGCCACUCAAAAUCCAGCUGCUAAGACAGCAUUACUUCAUGUACAUCGUUUUGCAAGUGUACUUGGACGUCUUCUUGUUGCUGGUGCAGCAACAUUGUUAAUUCAACAGAAGAUACAACUUUUGAAACUGCUGCAGGAAUUAACAUAUGACAUAGAAGUCACAUGGCAAGAGGCACUAAUACCAGGUCUUAUACAUACACUGGUCUUAUGGGUAUGUGGUACUACUUAUGCAGAUGAUGGAAGCCAAGAACUUGUUGGUCCUUCUCUUGGUGUCCUUGUAAAUCUGUGCCAUAAAAAUUUGGUAGGCUUUUGCAUUCUGGCACAUUGCAUUGAUACUAGAGACUUCCUAAAAAUUGUCACACGUAUGUCUAUGUCUAAUUGUGAUACACAUCUGAGUAUCCAGGCUUUCAAGAUGAUGAGAAUUUUGAGGGCUAAUGACAUACCAGAAGCAGAGAUUCUCAGCUUUUGCAAAUCAUCAUUUAAAACAGCCCUUGAUGCUCUUCAAAAUGGAGAGAUAUUUGUGCUAAGACAGACUGUUGACUUCUGUGUAGAACUUUUCACAGAAACUGACUCAAAGGAUGUAAUAAUCCAUAAGUAUAAAAGCUUGCAGUUGGAUAUUCAGGAUCUUUUGAAUCAAAUGUCUGAUGGAAAGCAGCCAAGCAGUAUUGCAUUAUGCUUAGAACUUCUUGCAGCUGUUGCCGCAAUGGGUGCGAAGGCAGUUAGAGCUCAGUUUGCUGCUAUGGUUGCAUUAGCACUACGGUGGAUUCAUAUCCAAACAGUAUCUACCAGUGCCUUGUGUGUACUACAUGCUGUUAUAAUGGAAAUAUGGCCUGAUCAGGACAUUACUUACAGUAUCACAGAUGAAAAAAUUGACACAAAUGACAGUGCUGGAAAAGAUGAAACUGAUUCAGAGCAGCUCACUUCAUCCACUGUUCUGGAGGAAACUGUACUUGAACAACUUGAAACAGGAUUACUGGAAGCCAGAAGAGAAGUUCAUCAUAUGUGUAUCCACAUAGCAGACAAAUCAGAAUUAGAUACUGACAGCCCUGUUAGUGAUGAAACAAAGGAAUAUACCAAAGAUUUAGUGAUUCCACAACAGGAACAAAAGUUCACUGAUGUAAGAAGAAAGAUUAUUGUGAAAGAAGAGCAACCAAAAUGCAGCAGACCCAGAAGUUUGUCAUCAGAAGAGAAAGAAAUUGUUUAA